ACCAUUCAUUGAUGGACGCACAAACAAACUAGACCAGACACGUGGGGUCCACACUUUCCUUACCUUCUUCUCCUUCUCUUCAACUUCACACUAUUCAUUCUUCUCACCUAACCAUUUAUUACUACUCUCUCUACACCCUUCAAAUUCAUCCACCCUUUUCUUUCUCUUCUUCUUCUUCUUCUUCUUCAAAUUCUUCAAAAAAAUCAUAUUUUUUCACUACCCAGUUGAUUUAUUGGGUCAUGUCUACUGUGUCUAAAGAUGAAAACUUGACACUUUCUUCUGAGGAUUCUUCUAGCCCAGAUGAGUCUGAGCUUGAAUUGGGUCUUGGGUUAAGCCUUUCUCACCCUGCAAAAUCACAUAACUACCAUCAUCAUGGUUCUUAUGCUAGAAUUUUCACUGCUAAGGAUUUUUCUUCUUCUUCACCUUCCUCUGCUGGAACUAAAAGACCUGCUGAUUCUCUUGAUGCUACCAACCGUCCAAGUCAAGUAGUUGGAUGGCCACCCCUUCGAUCAUAUCGAGUGAAUAGCUUUAAUGCCAACGCUAAAUCAACUGAAGCAUUCAACUCUGUGGCCGAGAAGAGCAAGAAUAAUAAUAUUGUGGUAAGGAAGAGUACUGACAACGGAAAUGAUGAUAACCACAUUAAUAUCAAAGAAAAAAGAAACCUCAGGAAAUCCCCGUUUGUCAAAGUAAAUAUGGAUGGGAUACCUAUUGGAAGAAAGGUUGAUUUGAGUGCUCACAGUUCCUAUGAAACAUUGGCGCAGACAUUGGAGGACAUGUUUGACGAAUCAACUACAAGCGUCACUAGCAAAGGAUCAAAUGGGGAGGAUCACAACAUGACUACCAGAGGAGAAAGACAUUCAAUAUUGUUGGAUGGAUCGUCCAAGUUUGUACUCACUUAUGAAGACAAGGAAGGAGAUUGGAUGCUUGUUGGAGAUGUUCCGUGGGGGAUGUUCCUUAGUUCUGUGAGGAGGCUAAGAAUCAUGAGGACAUCCGAGGCUAAUGGACUAGCACCAAGAUUGGAAGAAAAGAACAGCAGACAGAAAAGCAAGCCCAUAUAAAUAUUGUUUUCAUGGCCAAGGAUAAGAGGAACGUACUUAUCCCCCUUAUAUGUAACACAAAUAGAAGGAAGAAAAAAGUAAUGAAGUACAGCAAGUAAAUGGAUUUUGACUUUUGAGAUUCAAAUGAUAAAAUCGUUUUUUCUUUUUUUGGUUUUCCUGAUUUGGUUUUUGGUUGUUUAACUUGGUAUUUCCGUCACUGCCAAUAUACAUCAUCACUUUAGAUGAUGCAGGCUUCAUAAAUUUUCAUGUAAUACUACUAACUAAUCAUACAAGUUAGUCUCUAUUUCUUAAUGCUGUAAAUGUGAGGUGCUUGCUAACUUCCUCAGCCAUCUAGUUUUAAUUGAACUUACUUUUUCUGAUGUUGUAAUUCAAAGUUUCCUUUGACAGAACACUUAUUUUCAGUAGGAUCAAUUUGGU
Messenger RNA from Medicago truncatula (barrel medic), 1475 nucleotides. RefSeq names its product auxin-responsive protein IAA11. The transcript is spliced from 5 exons. NCBI's taxonomy places the organism in Eukaryota, Viridiplantae, Streptophyta, Magnoliopsida, Fabales, Fabaceae. The coding region runs from base 240 to 1058 and encodes 272 amino acids. The record is from RefSeq and is a predicted model, not a curated record. Gene Ontology annotation, biological process: regulation of DNA-templated transcription. Gene Ontology annotation, cellular component: nucleus.